AUGCUAAUUGGUGUCGACGUUGGCGGAACAAACACAGAUUCGGUGCUCAUUGACCCCACCAAAAUCAACACAGAUUCCCAUGGGGUCCUUGCGUGGAAUAAGAUGGUCACAUCUGCUGAGGUUUCCGACAGCAUUCAAAAAGGAAUCUCCAAGCUGUUUGUGGACCAUAAGAACGUCGAUAAGAAAGACGUGGCCUCUGUGACUAUAGGAACGACCCACUUUAUCAAUGCCGUUGUCGAGCAAGACCGCGCACGGCUUGACAAGGUGGCUGUGCUGAGACUCUGUGGCCCUUAUUCCAGACACGUUUAUCCAUUUUCAGACUUCCCGAGCGGGCUGACUGCUGUAAUCAAGGGAUAUAUUGGCUAUUUGAACGGCGGAUUUCAUGUUGAUGGAAACGAAAUUCAGCCAGUGAAAAAGGAGGAAGUGCUGGAACAUGUGCGUAAGGCCAAAGAACUUGGCAUUACCUCCUUUGCGGUGAUUGGUAUUUUCUCGCACAUGAAGCCAGAACAGGAGGAACUUGUCAAGGAAAUCAUUCUGGAGGAGAUCCCCCACGCAAAAGUGAGCGUUUCGCAUCAGGUGUCGGGGAUUGGUUUUCUGGAAAGAGAGAACGCCACGAUCCUGAAUGCCUCUAUUCUCCAUUUUGCAGAAAAGAUCAUUUCUUCGUUUGCCAAUGCAAUCAAGAAACUGGGGCUCAGCUGUCCGGUCUUUUUGACACAGAACGACGGCACUAUUCUUUCUGCAGCAGAGGCUUUGAGCCUGCCAAUCCGGACUUUUUCCUCUGGAGCCACGAACUCCAUGCGAGGAGCGUCUUUUCUGGCAAAAACCCACGGAAAGAGUGCCAUUGUGCUCGACGUCGGCGGCACAACAACCGAUGUGGGGCUGUUGCUGUCUACUGGGUUUCCAAGACAGUCCUCUUCCUACUCGAUUGUCGGUGGUGUCAAAAUGAACUUUUCCAUGCCUCACGUUGAGAGCAUUGGACUUGGCGGUGGCUCAUUAGUCAGAGGUGCCGGUGACGCUUUAACAAUUGGCCCAGACUCUACCGGUUCGGAGAUUGUUAAGCGUGCGCUGGUUUUUGGUGGGUCAGACGUUACUGCCACCGACUGUGCCGUUGCAGCAGAGCUGUUGCAGGGUGGCAGUCUAGAGAUCGGAACAGUUUCUCAUGUCAAAGACAAGUUCAGUCCUGAGUAUCUUGCUGCGUUCCAGAAGCGGGCCAAAGUAAUGGUUGAGAAGGCAAUUGACCGCAUGAAGACCAGCCCGGACGACAUCACUGUUCUUGCUGUCGGCGGUGGCUCGUUUAUUGUGCCAGAGCAUUUGGACGGUGCGUCCGCCGUUAUUAGGCCGCCAUUCUACAGCGUCGCCAAUGCCAUUGGGGCUGCCAUGGGCAAGGUGUCGGUGGAGAUUAGUGAGAUUAAAUUGCUGGCUCCAGGAACCACAUCGAAGGAGGAAGUGCUGGAAAAGCUCAGAAAAAAAGCCAUAGAAAAAAUCCUAGCCAAAGGUGGUCUUGAGGACACCAUCGAGACCGUUUUUGUGUCUACCGAUGCUAUCCCGUACGUGCCCAACACGUUUGAGUUUGUGAUCAAAAUCGUCGCGGACGUGGACUAUUCUAAAGCUCCAAAAUUGGAGGUGGACGAAGGACAGUUUGAGUCCGGUACCCGCGAUAUUGUCAAAAAGUCACUGUAUGAGGAAACAAACACUGCUGUUGAGGAGGAAAUUGACUACACGACCUACAGGCCUACCAUUAACAAAGACAGACAGUGGGUGUUGUCCGAAGUGGACCUAGACUUUUUGGCUAUCGGUGCCUACAUCCUGGGCUGUGGCGGCGGCGGAAACCCGUACUCGUAUAUGCUCGAGGUGAGAAAUUACUUGCGCCAGGGUGACACUGUCACUGUGGUGGAUCUUGAGGACGCUCACCGGUACAUCAAAGGAGAGGGAAGCAUUGUGGGUGUGUGCUACGCGGGCUCGCCAACGGUUUCGCAUGAGCAAAUGCUGGGCGAGGCUUUAAUGGAGUCGUAUGACAUAAUGGCCAAGUACAUCAACAGGAAGCCGGAGCUGCUGUUUCCUAUUGAGAUUGGCGGCGGGAACGGACUGUGCACGUUCCAGAUUUCUGCUUCGUCGCGACUAAAUCUGCCGGUUGUCGACUGCGACACAAUGGGUAGGGCGUACCCCACGCACUGGCAAACGACACCGGUCGUUUGUACCCCUGAAGGCGAGUGUUUCUAUGCGCCAAUGGUAUUUGCAAACGGGAACGGCAACUCGGUGAUCAUGGCAAGCUCGAAAUCGGACCUUCUGCUGGAGAAAACCAUGCGUGCGUCGUUGGCUGAGCUUGGGUCUAAAGUGGGGGUGGUGAACCCGCCAAUGAGUUUGAAAGAUGUGGAAGAGAAGAACAUUCAUGGCUCGAUCUCGCUGGCGUGGAGAAUCGGCCGUGCCGUAAAGAUUGCACGCCAAAAAGCCGAGAUCGACAAGCUGCCUCAGCGGAUCCUCGAGUCGGUCAACAACACGGGAAAGCUGCUAUUUUCGGGCAAGAUUGUCGACGUGGAGCGGAAACUUUUCAAAGGCCAUGCGUGGGGGGAAGUCGUUAUCGAAGAGGUUGACGGUGCGAGACGCAAGAUGACCAUUCCGUUCAAAAACGAAAACAUCUACUGCAAGACCACCGACGCAGACGGUACUAAUGAGGAGAUCGUGUGUUCCGUGCCAGACCUUAUUGCCGUCGUCGACGCUGCUACCGGCGAGGCUGUCGGCACCAGUGACUAUCGCUACGGACUGCUCGUUUUCGUUCUUGGGAUUGCCCCUAGCAACAAAUGGACCGACACAGAACGAGGUGUCCGCAUUGGCGGGCCAGCAGGCUUUGAUUUGGACUUUGAGUACAAGCCGAUCUCGACAUACAGCAAACCUAUGUCGGUUAUUCAGGAAUAUGCCUAUUAG
Molecule: messenger RNA, 2922 nt
Organism: Ogataea parapolymorpha DL-1
Lineage: Eukaryota; Fungi; Ascomycota; Pichiomycetes; Pichiales; Pichiaceae
Exons: 1
Coding region: 1-2922 (973 amino acids)
Biological process (GO): glutathione metabolic process
Cellular component (GO): cytosol
Molecular function (GO): 5-oxoprolinase (ATP-hydrolyzing) activity
Source: RefSeq, a predicted model, not a curated record